UCUCGGCGCACUCCGCUCCCAUGGCGGCCGAGCCCGAGUCGCCGCCGUCGGCCUGCCGCUUCUUCCUGGAGGGCCGCUGCCGCUUCGGCGCCCGCUGCCGCCAGCCCCACCCCGGGGCGCCGGCCUCGGCACAGCCUAGCCGCGAGGCCGAGGCCGGGGCCAAAAAACCCCCGUUGCGCACGGCCGCGGCCGUCAUCCAGCGCAUCCGCUGGGACCCGCGCCUCGACCCUGCCGACUUCUCUGUGGGCUACGCCGACCGCUUCCUGGGCGUGCGCGAGGAGCCCUUCUGCGCCUUCUGCUGGGACGAGCCGCUGGCGGCGCUGGGACCCGGCGUGCUGGCUGUGCCGCAGCACCGGGUGCGCUACUUCCGCUUCCGGGGCCGCCUCGUGUGGGACCGCGCCUCGCGUACGGACCACGUCUUCGGCUCGGGCUUGGCGGCCGGUCGCGGGCCCACCAUCCUGGACGCGCUCGACAGCGGGGGCGCGCACGACGGUGAGGAUGCCCAUGUCGGCGAAGGCGCCCACGGGCCCCAGGACGUGCACGAUGGCGAGGACGCGCGUGCCCGCGAAGACGCCCCUGAGGCUGGGGAUACGCGUGACGGCGAGGACGCCCAUGUCGGCGAAGACGACGCCCAUGGGCCCCAGGACGCGCACGACGGUGAGGAUGCCCAUGUCGGCGAAGAUGCCCACGGGGCCCGAAAUGCGAGUGACAGCGAGGAUGCCCACGGGCCCCAGGACGCGUAUGAUGGCAAGGACGCGCGUGACAGCGAGGAUGCCCACGUCGGCGAAGACACCCACGGGGCCCAGGACGCACACGGCGAAAAGGAUGCGCUCGGCGGCGUAGCGGCCGCCCCUGCCAACAUCCGAGUGGAAGAGCACAGAGCACCCCACUGGACAGAACUAGAAGUGGGGCGGAGGCCAGCCACCGCAGCCAGGACCACGGAGCCACGGGGCGGGAAGGGGCAGGCCCAGGCUGCCCCGGGAAGGCCCGCGGGAGAUUUCCCGGAAACCGAAGCAGAGUGGGGUCCUGGGGCCUGGCCCUCAGACUGCGGAGAGGCCGCUGGGGCCAGGGCCGCGGGGCCUCGCCAGCCCCGCCCCACGCAUUUUGUGGCUCUCAUGGUGACUGACCCUGGGCUGCAGGCGAGAGUAGCCAGGACCCAAGAAGAGCUGGUCCGAGCCGCGCCCUGGUGCGCCGCGUUCAUGGUACCCGCGGGCGCGCUGCACCUGACACUGGCCCUCCUGAGGCUAGCAGGCCCUGGGGAGGUAGCCGCGGCCCUUGGUGCACUGAGGCGUGCGCUCUCGGCUCCAGGGCUUCAGGCACCCCCGCAGGUGAGGUUUAGGCGCCCGCUUCUCCUGAGGCACCAUGUACUCUGUGCCCCUCCCUGCCCCUCCCUGGAAAAUAUGGCCCAAGUGCUGAGACAGAGGCUAGAGGCGGAGGGGCUCAGAGUAGUUCAGCCCCUAGGGGGGCUACACCCCCACCUCACCUUGGCCAAGGUGCCCCAAGGUUCUCAAGUCUGCCUCCCUGAGCCCAAGUUCAUCCCUGGACAGGAGCUAGGGAGCCAGCCCCUGGGGAAGCUCUGGUUGUGCCGCGUGGGCAGGGCAGGAGAUACCUACCGGCCCCUGGCUGAGAUGCCCCUGGGGUGACCGCCCCUGCUCAGACCUCUGGGGGAGGCAGAUCUCCACCCUAAAGAACAGGAGAAGACCCAGUCCACGCAGGAAGGGACAAAGUGCUCUCUCUCUCUCUCUCUCUCUUUAAUUUUGGUUUCUCUCAAGCUUCCAAAUGGUGCUCAGUGAUCCAAGGAAAAGAAUGAAGGAAGGAGAAGGGAGGGGAGAGGGGAGGGAGGGGAGGCAGAGGAGGAACAUCUGGAAAAGAAGCAGCCUGACAGUCCAGCUGUUUGCAAACUCAUUGCACAUCCUCCAGUUACAUGGCAGAAGAGGGGGGAGGGCCAAAAAGAAAAA
This is a messenger RNA of Lynx canadensis (Canada lynx), 1958 nucleotides long. RefSeq names its product leukocyte receptor cluster member 9 (gene LENG9). The record is from RefSeq and is a predicted model, not a curated record. Gene Ontology annotation, molecular function: metal ion binding. The transcript has a single exon. Bases 21 to 1643 code for a protein of 540 amino acids. Lineage: Eukaryota; Metazoa; Chordata; Mammalia; Carnivora; Felidae.